This is a messenger RNA of Cladophialophora immunda, 2365 nucleotides long. RefSeq lists its product as uncharacterized. The transcript is spliced from 4 exons. The record is from RefSeq and is a predicted model, not a curated record. Gene Ontology annotation, molecular function: zinc ion binding; DNA-binding transcription factor activity, RNA polymerase II-specific. Gene Ontology annotation, biological process: regulation of DNA-templated transcription. The coding region runs from base 177 to 2303 and encodes 708 amino acids. NCBI's taxonomy places the organism in Eukaryota, Fungi, Ascomycota, Eurotiomycetes, Chaetothyriales, Herpotrichiellaceae.
GGACAAACCCCCCUGGCUGCGUCGAAUGCAAAAGUGCCCUGCGCUACAAGCCGAGAAACGAUCCCUUGUCAGACGCUACGAAUCUUCUUGUCCGAGCCGGAUCUCUCUUUCCUCCGCUACAAUCGAGCGACCUUUCUAACCCCUCGCACGGAUCGCUGCUGAGUAACAGUGCGACUAUGUCACAACCUGAGGUGCCAAAACAAGCCCGGAAGGGAACCAAAAGCUGUAGCGAGUGUAGGCGCCGCAAAAUUCGCUGUAUACGACGGUCCGAAGAGGCAGAAUCAUGUCGAAGCUGUGAAGACCGAGGCUUGAAAUGUGUUGCACAGGUAUACACUUCUCGGCCAGUCCACGAGCAGAGAUUGCCGUCGCGCCAUCGGAUUGCGCUCCUGGAGUCCGAGGUCGCCAGUCUUCGCAACGCUGUGCGUGAGAUCCAAUCGAAGUUGGGUUACCAAACAACAGACUUCGCAAGACCAGCUUCUAUUCUGCCAACCAGCAGCCCGGGAGAUGAUGGCUCCGACGAUGAGUCCAAUGGCUCUGAUGUCCUGGCGACAGAACAACCUUUGCAUCUCCGUUCGCUUUUCCAGAAUGACUGGCUGAGUGGGGACUUUGGCCGACAAGACCAGCAACUACAGGAACGCAAGGCCAAGGCAUCCGCCCAUCUGCUGGACCUCGCCAGGCAGACACUACAGCAGCUAAUCCCUCAAAGAGAAGAUGUUCUGGAUAUGGCUAGAACGGCCUCGAAAUGGAUUGAUCUGGUUCAUGCCAUGCUUCCCCAGCCAUUUGCGGUGAAAUCUCAGCGAGAACUCCUGGACAGCUAUGAGAGCAUGUGCGCGCCUGAUGCCGAUGCCAUGAGCUUAGCAUCAUGGCUGCUUGAUCUUGCUGUGACGGCUCAACAAGAGCCACAAGAUCAAGGAAGUCCUGCAACAUCGCUCAGAAGAUUUCACAGAAUCUCUGACUUCUCCCGCGCAAUAUCUGAUGCAGUGGAGAAUACGCUAAUAUCCCACGACCGACUAAUGGGAACAACACAAGGAUUAGGAAUGGCGAUGCACUUCCUGAGACUUCAAAUAAGCCAAGGGAAUUUCCAGAAGGCAUGGAUCCGCAUGCGACACUUUGUAGCAAUGGCAGAGCUUCUCGGGCUGCCAAAAGCGUCUCAAGGCGUUCAGCUUAGCGGCAUCGCUGGCCCACCCGAUCAGUUGCAGCUUCAGAAAAUCCAGCUCUGGGAAUUUAUGUGCUCUGCAGAGAGAUUACUUUGCAUGAUUAUCAAUCGUCCGCCUGCCACUCGGCGCUUCGAACACACAAAUGCACAACCUCUAACAAUCAACGGCAUGGUCCAAGUCCACGUAUACCUCAACAGAUUGACGGACAUCACAGCAAAGUUCCACACCCUCGACGACCUCAGCGCCGCCCAUGGAUCUAGCGCACAAGCGUAUGCGUACGCUCUAGAGCUCGACCGAGAGUUGCGAGUUCUUGCUUCUCAGACUCCAAAAACCUGGUGGGAUCAGGACUUUGCGCUUGUCAAACCAGAAAGUCUUUGUCAACUUCUACAUUAUUAUUUCCUGAUGAGAGUCCAUUUGCCCUUCACCAUGCGCCAGGACCCAGCCGAGGGAAACAUGUACAGCCGCUUGACUUGCAUGGAAGCUUGUGAAGCAGUUGCGCAACGCUAUCAACACCUUCGCCGAAUGCUCCCAUCUGGCUUUUUUCUUUCUCCGAUCAUGGAUCUACAAGCAAUCACCGCAACCAUUGUUCUCCUCCUCACAUCCCAUAGCGGACCUUCCAGCAAUCAUCUUGAUUCAGAGGCGAAUAAGGCCAGAGUACAGGGCAUUGCAGCACAAGUGCUCCAGGUCAUGGACGCAAAGUCUCGUGAUGCAGCUAAUGCCAACUUUUCCCGGCUCGGCGCUGCGACUAUUCGCUCCCUCAAUGCUCUACUUCAGCAAACCGGCGAUGCCACAAGUUCUCGUCAGUUGAAUUUGAAGGUUCCAUUACUCGGAAAUGUCAACGUGCGCCGGAAUAUCGACCCUUCACAGACGUCAUCCACGGCAAACCAGCAGCCCUUCCAGGUUCAACAAGAUACCGGCCUAUGGAGAGCGCCCGAGCAGAUCCUGCACCAGCAGCCUGGCGUCACGCCCGUGAACACCGGCCCUCAACUAGCCUUGACGCAGACGACGGCGGAGUGGGAAUUGAAUCCUCUUUCAUGGUCUUUCGACACCCAUGACAAUUUCUUUCAAGAUGCCUUCAUGGCAGAUGCGUUUGAUCAGACUGGGAUGUGGCAGACCGAUUACAGUAGCUUCCAUGCUAAUACGUAGGUGGCCAGAUGUUGCGCACAAGAAAGCUCAGACUGAAGGUAGAAAUGUCCUCAAGUAGUAAU